Molecule: messenger RNA, 1266 nt
Organism: Chanos chanos (milkfish)
Lineage: Eukaryota; Metazoa; Chordata; Actinopteri; Gonorynchiformes; Chanidae
Gene: crlf1b
Product: cytokine receptor-like factor 1b
Exons: 8
Coding region: 1-1266 (421 amino acids)
Biological process (GO): cytokine-mediated signaling pathway
Cellular component (GO): external side of plasma membrane
Molecular function (GO): cytokine receptor activity; protein binding
Source: RefSeq, a predicted model, not a curated record
AUGAACUCUUCUCACUUGUACGCUUAUUCGGACCAUCGUGAAGAAAACAGCGCUUGGAUUUGGAACGAAGGAGAAAGCAGUUCACGGCUCUUCUUCAUUUUUUCGCUCAUACUUCUGAUUCCACAAGUAUUCUCCUCAUCUACGCACUUGGCUGUGAUCUCUCCCCAAGACCCGACACUUCCCAUCGGCUCCAAUCUGACAGCCUCCUGUACCGUCAGCGCUCAUCUCGGCCUGUCGGCCAGCUCUCUGUACUGGACCCUGAACGGCAGACGUUUACCCAGCACCAUGUACACCAUCCUGGGCCCCACCACACUGACUCUCAGCCUGCACGGGCUCAACGGCUCCCGGCAGCGAUCGGGAGACAACCUGGUUUGUCACCGCGGCAACGGCGGAGUGUUGGCGGGAUCCUGUCUUUAUGUUGGCAUGCCUCCUGAGAAACCAGUGAAUCUCUCCUGCUGGUCCCGAAACACCAAAGACUUGCGGUGCAGCUGGAGCCCCGGAGGGCAGGGAGAGACCUUCAUUAACACCAGAUACGCUCUCAAGUACAAACUGAGGUGGUAUGGGAGAGAGAAAGUAUGUGAAGAUUACAGUGCAGGGCCAGGCUACUCAUGCUACAUCCCACGGGAUUUGGCCAUUUUUACGCCGUACGAGAUCUGGGUGGAAGCCACCAAUCAGCUUGGCUCUGCCAUCUCUGAUGUCAUAACGUUGGAUAUCCUAGACGUGGUGACCACAGACCCCCCCCCUAACGUCCAGGUAAGCCGUGUGGGGGAUUUGGAUGACCUCCUGACGGUGCGGUGGGGGAGUCCCCCCGCCCUCAAAGACUACCUCUUCAGGGCCAAAUACCAGAUCCGUUACAGACUGGAAGGCAGUAGAGACUGGACGGUGGUGGCUGACGUGGGGAACCAGACGUCCUGCCAGCUGGCGGGCCUGAGACCUGGGACGGUAUAUUUCGUCCAGGUCAGGUGUAACCCCGUGGGAAUAUACGGCACUAAAAAACCCGGCAUCUGGAGCGAGUGGAGCCAUCCCACUGCUGCCUCCACGCCCAACAGCGAGCAUUUGUGCGACUCUAAACCCGGGGAGCAGAACUCCACGUUGCGCAAGGAGCUGAAGCAGUUUUUCGGGUGGAUGCGCAAACACGCUUACGGCUGCGCAGACGUCAGCAUCAAGCUUUACGACCAGUGGCGCGUGUGGUUGCAAAAAGCUCACAAGAAAGCACAGCCAGGUCGGUACUACGGAGCGGUAAAUCACAGCACGCAGCAAACAUGA